UAUACAGAAUGGAAUGUUCACCGUUGAACUUCGUUGGGUAUUUUUCAAAUGAGUUUCGCGUUUUUUUUGCGAGUGGUUCGUCAGUAAUUACGAGUCAUAAUUUACGGUCCGUUCAACUGUUCGCGUGCCAUCGUCCUUCAGUCAGCGUGCGAGCGUUUCUGUGGCCACCAUGAAUAUCUGUAAAAACGUGACCGUCUGCGGGCGGUGGUUCGUCAACGGAACAACACCUCGGAGGCUGUCGAAAUCUYUGUGGACAAAAUUCCAGACUAAUUUCGGUGUCUACGACGUAGUGGAUCACCCAGGAACUGUCAGCGAUCCCAGAACGGUGCCAGARUAYGUCACGUUACCUUCGUACGCGAAAACCGGCAUUGUCGUCGAUGAACCCAACCACGAUUGUCCACCGGAAAUCCAAAACAAGGGUCAGAUCGAGAUGCUCCGGCAGAGUUGCAAGUUCGCCAAGUUCGUGCUGGACAGCGCACAGACACGGUUGAAAGUCGGUGCUACUACCGACGACGUCGAUAGUUUCGUCCACGAUCUGGUCAUCGACAACAACGCAUAUCCGUCGCCGUUGAACUACARGGGGUUCAAGAAGUCCGUCUGCACGUCAAUAAACAACGUCGUGUGCCACGGAGUGCCCGACGAUCGGCCACUGCUUAACGGAGAUCUCAUAUCCGUAGACGUGUCCGUCUAUAUGAAUGGUUUUCACGGUGACUGCGCCGCGACCUAUUGCGUAGGCGAAGUAGACRMCUACGGUAAAAAACUGAUUAGUGUAGCAGAACAAAGCAUGUACAAAGGAAUAGAAGCUUGUGGCCCGGGCAAAAGCUUUUCAGACAUUGGAAGAGCUAUAGAACUAUAUGCUCUCCAACACGGUCACUAUGUUGUGUCAAGCAUAACCGGCCACGGCAUAGGUACAUAUUUCCACGGGCCUCCAGUGAUUUUCCAUUCUACUUUACACAAUUAUCCCGGAAUAAUGAAACCUGGUAUGGUGUUUACUGUCGAGCCAGUAGUUUGCCAAGGGAGUAGCGAUGUUGAGAUGUUAGAAGAUGGAUGGUCCAUAGUAACAGCCGACAAUUCUAGAGGAGCUCAAUUUGAACACACGAUACUGAUCACUGAUAACGGUUACGACAUUUUAACAGUUUAAUCUAUUUUAAGUGUCAAUGGUAGUUUAUGAAUUCCUUUAGUCUGCUAAACAAUAAGGUAC
Molecule: messenger RNA, 1201 nt
Organism: Diuraphis noxia (Russian wheat aphid)
Lineage: Eukaryota; Metazoa; Arthropoda; Insecta; Hemiptera; Aphididae
Product: methionine aminopeptidase 1D, mitochondrial
Biological process (GO): proteolysis
Molecular function (GO): metalloaminopeptidase activity
Source: RefSeq, a predicted model, not a curated record